GGUCAGUCAGGUGUCGGAAUCGAGCAACAAAGCUGCGUGGUUCGUGCUGCGUUUGCUGCGUUACCGUUGCUACGCUUAGCGAACGUUUGACUACGUUUAACGAUUUAUCGCGGCCUUUUUUUCGCAAAGUAAAUUGUGACACGCUCGAAUAUCGAGGAACAAUGACGAAGACCGAGGACCAAUUUGAUGGAAUGUUGCUGGCAUUGGCACAGCAACACGAGGGCGGUGUGCAGGACUUGCUGGACACCUUCUUCAGUUUUCUGGCGAGAAAAACAGACUUUUAUACCGGAGGUGGCGAAGGGGCAGCUGAAAAGCUUGUCAUGGGCAAAUUCAAGAAACACGAAGCCGGUGCUCUUGCCAAAGCUGCAUCCGAAAAAGCGGAAAGAGCAGAGCAAGAGAGAAGGCGUAAGGAAAGACUCGAGAAGAAAAGAAAAGAGGAACAAGUGGAGGAAGAGAAAAUAGAUAACGAUUCUAGAAUAGUUGAAUUAACUGACGAGCAGGCUGUUAAAUUACAGGAAGAAAUAGAGAACAAGAAAUUAGCAAAUGACUCUGCUGUCGCGGGAUCUAGCAGCGAUAACGACAGUGCUAAGAAUGAUGAGUUCGAAAAUACCGAUUCUAAGAAAGACAACGAUGAGGACGAAGAAGAUGAAAAGGAGAAAAAUAAGCUGAAGCCUAACAGCGGUAACGGUGCAGACAUGCCGAAUUACAGAUGGACGCAGACUCUUGGAGAAGUAGAGGUAAGUGCUUUAUGUCGAUAUCAUAUCAUUCUCCAGCUGUUAUGUGAAUAUUAUAUCAAUAUGCUGCAAAAGACAGGUGGAAAUGAAACGACGUUUACUAUAUUUGACAGUUUCUUGUUGAAUCGACGAUUAAUACGCAAGUAA
Molecule: messenger RNA, 881 nt
Organism: Temnothorax curvispinosus
Lineage: Eukaryota; Metazoa; Arthropoda; Insecta; Hymenoptera; Formicidae
Product: nuclear migration protein nudC-like
Exons: 5
Coding region: 162-881 (239 amino acids)
Biological process (GO): protein folding
Cellular component (GO): cytoplasm
Source: RefSeq, a predicted model, not a curated record